AUGCUACUCUUUUUUAACCUCUUAUUUUCGUUAAACAUAUUUCUCAAGCUGAUUUUGGCUACCGAAACAACUACCGACAAAAAUAUUGCUGUUUAUUGGGGACAAAAUUCAGCAGGGACACAGGAAUCCCUCGCCACGUAUUGCCAAUCGUCUGAUGCUGAUAUUUUUAUAUUGUCCUUCCUAUAUGAGUUCCCAAAUACAAAUCUAGACUUCUCCAAUGCUUGUUCAGAACAUUCAACUGACGGUAUUUUACAUUGCUCUCAAAUCGCCCAAGAUAUCACUACAUGCCAAUCAUUAGGUAAAAAGGUGCUUCUCUCUUUAGGUGGUGCAACUGGUACGUAUGGAUUUAGCAGUAUAGCUGAAGCUACAGCAUAUGCUGAAACAUUAUGGAACCUUUUCGGUGAAGGUUCUACCACUGAAAUACGCCCAUUUGACUUUGCUGUUGUAGAUGGUUUUGACUUCGAUGUUGAAAAUAACAACAGCGUAGGUUACUCAGCCUUAGUUCAAAAGCUAAGAUCGUUAUACGAAACUGGGUCAAAACAAUACUAUAUAUCGGCCGCUCCUCAAUGUCCUUAUCCUGACGUUUCUGUUGGCCCGUUGUUAGAAUCUGAAAAUAUCGAUUUUCUUUUCAUUCAAUUUUACAAUAAUUACUGUAAUGUUGAUAAACAAUUUAACUGGGACACAUGGUUAAAUUAUGCGGAGACCAUCUCUCCAAAUAGUGACAUUAAAUUGUUUUUAGGUUUACCAGGUUCUUCCACCGCGGCUGGUUCAGGCUACAUUUCUGACCUUACCACUUUGGAAUCAACAAUUUCAAAAAUAUCUUCCACAAGUCAUUUCGGUGGUAUUGCAUUAUGGGAUGCAUCCCAAGCCUUUUCCAAUCUGAUUGAAGGUCAAACAUAUAUCCAUGAAUUGAGAAAAAUCUUAGAUGGUUUAUCAGCUUCUAUAAUCCCCACUUCUACUUCAAUCUAUUCUGAAUCAUUUUUGUCCACACCACUUACCUCUCUUGCAGACUAUGAUAUCAUUACAUCAACCCUUAGCCCAAGUAGUUCAAUUUCCAGUACUAUCACACCUGUGCCUCUCUCUUCCGUUCCCUAUUCUAGUGUUCAUCCGAAAACAGUCAAUACAGUAGAAAAAAAUGAGAAGUCCUUACAUUUGGCUUCCAUGUUUAGUUCAAUGUCACAAUCGAUCACCAUAUCAGACUACAAUUCUCUUCUUCAAUCUUUAAAAAAUAUACCCACUACUGUAGCUAGUACUCCGAAGUCAUUUCAGCUUCAUGGUGCAGAAACAACGAAUACCAUAACAGCAACAUCUGUAUACUCUUCGCAGACUACAACCAUAUUAGAAACUACCGCAAUUUCACGCUCUAGUACUCAGCAACAAGUCGAAGCCAAUACUAUAAAUACAGAGGAACCAGACACGGGUAUCCUACCUUUAACAACUACAUUAGCUCCGACUGCUAGAACGGUGACGUCAGAUACUAUCAAAUACGAAGAUUCAUUCAUCUCUAGCUUUACAAAAAUUGAAGAUAAUAUCGUCUCCACUAGCUUCCCUGAAGAUAUUCCAGUAACUUCCACUAAUAUUGCAAGCAUAAUUAUUACGUCGACGUUGGAACUACCUUUAGCUACAUCUACAUUUACAGAAUUUCAAGACCAUCAUUCACAUGGCACCCCUACUCUAACUCUUGAGGAGGCUGCUGUAAUUUCCACUACCAUUAUGGAUGCAACGGAUAAUACGAUUGCAGGUACUGUUAUAACCACGACAUUGGAACCAGCUAGCCCAUCUACGACUAAGAUACUACCGCCUACAAUUUUUAGUGCAGCAGCAACUCCAUCUGGAGAUUCAGCUGCACAUACCAUUGCUAAAGACCUAAACCAACAAUAUGCCAAUGGAUUAUUAAAUGGAAAAUCUGGUUGUACUGUCGGUGAAGUUGCAUGUUCAUUAAGAGGUCAAUAUUCUUUAUGCGAUGAAUCAGGGGUGUGGCAAUAUAUUGAUUGUGCAGCCGGUACAACGUGUUUUGCAUAUGAUUAUGAUAACGUGGUUCUGACCCAAUGUGGAUUCGUUUCGCAGAAAGCUCUAUUCAUGUAG
Molecule: messenger RNA, 2085 nt
Organism: Naumovozyma dairenensis CBS 421
Lineage: Eukaryota; Fungi; Ascomycota; Saccharomycetes; Saccharomycetales; Saccharomycetaceae
Gene: CTS1
Product: chitinase
Exons: 1
Coding region: 1-2085 (694 amino acids)
Biological process (GO): carbohydrate metabolic process
Cellular component (GO): extracellular region
Molecular function (GO): chitinase activity
Source: RefSeq, a predicted model, not a curated record